This is a messenger RNA of Colletotrichum chrysophilum, 927 nucleotides long. RefSeq lists its product as uncharacterized. Gene Ontology annotation, molecular function: nucleobase transmembrane transporter activity. Gene Ontology annotation, biological process: transmembrane transport; nucleobase transport. The transcript is spliced from 2 exons. Lineage: Eukaryota; Fungi; Ascomycota; Sordariomycetes; Glomerellales; Glomerellaceae. Bases 1 to 927 code for a protein of 308 amino acids. The record is from RefSeq and is a predicted model, not a curated record. Gene Ontology annotation, cellular component: plasma membrane.
AUGUUUGUGCAUCCAACGAUCUUGCGCCAUUUAUUCGUUGUCAAGUCCGUGGCGACAACUGCUGGCCUGUUUGGUGUGAUGGGAUGGGCCAUUCACAUGAACGGAGGAACUCUAGGCGAUUUUGACUUUGGAGGGAAGUCCCUGAGUGGCUCUGCACUUGUGUGGCCCAUGAUUCAGGCUAUCAACAGUGUCAUGGCAGCACUGUGCCCGAUUCUUGUUAACCAACCCGAUGUUGCCCGGUAUGCUACAAAGCCCGCACAGGCAACAUGGUCUCAGGCUACCGGUAUCCUUGUUAGUAAGGUCUUGGUAAUGUUCCUGAGCUGUGCGACAACCAGUGCUGCUGCAGGAUUUCUCGGCAAGAGCUACUGGAACGUAUGGGAUCUCUACAACGCCAUUCUGACCGAGUACUGGGGCCCUGGGGCAAGGGCAGGAAUGUUCUUCGCGUCCGCAAUUAUGAUUGUCGACUACUGGAUGUUGCGCCGCGGCAACUUUCAUGUUCCGAGCUUGUACACCAAAUAUGCAGGAUCUCCAUACGCAUAUCUGAACGGUUGGAACCUUCGGGCUAUUGCUGCUUGGGUUGCCGGUGUGGCAUUCACAGUUCAUGGUAUCGCGGGAAGCCUCGACCCAAACGCGGUCAAUCAAGCCAGCAAAAACGUGUACAAGCUUGGGUUCUUGUUGUCCCUCACGAUGGGAGCGUUAGUGUACCACGUGGCUUGUCUGAUUUGGCCGCCACCUAUUUACCCCGAGGGAAGCGAGUCUGAAGCGACGAUGGGCUUCGAGGAUAUGGCCUCCUCAGAAGGCUUCUUUGCGGGCGAAAGCGUUGACACAAUCCGAGGAGUUCUUUCAGCCGUUGAGAGCGGAAACGUAGGCCAAGUUGAGGGAAAGGGUACAGGGACUGAGUCCGUCAGCGAGAAGAACAUGGUGUAA